Molecule: messenger RNA, 1724 nt
Organism: Argiope bruennichi
Lineage: Eukaryota; Metazoa; Arthropoda; Arachnida; Araneae; Araneidae
Product: pancreatic lipase-related protein 2-like
Exons: 7
Coding region: 220-1329 (369 amino acids)
Biological process (GO): lipid metabolic process
Molecular function (GO): lipase activity
Source: RefSeq, a predicted model, not a curated record
CAAUUUUAUCUCAUGAAACCCAUCCAGUAAAGAAUACUGUGAAUAACGAAACACAGCCUACACCAGCCUUAUUUUUAACUAAAUCGUCGGUUUUCCUUAAAUUUUUUGACAGUUUUGCCUGAAUCAUAUUUUUAAUAGCUUUUGAGGAAAAAUAGUGUUAACAAAAGGAAAAAACAGCGCUGAGCGAAACACUAGCCCGGGAAUUUACUCCGAGGCAGCAUGGCCAAUCGUUCAACGUUAAUAAUAUCAAUAAUUUUCAUUGCUGUUUUGUUAUUUCCAGAAUCUGAUGCUGGACUUAUUAAUAGUGCUAUAAGCACCUUCAUAUCAGGCGCAGAAUACUUCCUGAAAAGCGCGACGAGCAUUAUCAAAGAAAUCAUCAAUCCUCCCAGGAACAGCAACUCUUCUAUCCAGUACGCCCUGUUCACUCCGGACUCGCCCCAAGAGCCAUGCUACCUGGAACAAAACAAAGAAGCACUCGAACGUUGCCCCUUCAAUUCGACAUAUCCUCUCAAAAUAUUAAUCCAUGGUUUUUUAGUGGAAAAUCCUCCAUUGUUUGAUAUGAAAAACAAAAUGCUAGAAUUAUAUAAAUACAAUGUUAUACUUAUGGAUUGGACUAGAUACAAUCAACCACCUUAUCUACUGUCUGCUAUAAACACACUUGUGAUCGGGCAUGAACUGGCGAAUUUUAUUCAGUUUUUGGAAAAUACAAAGGGAGUCGACCCAAAGAACGUUCAUCUGAUUGGGCACAGCCUCGGAGCACACGUGUCAGGAGUGGCUGGCAAAGAAACGCCGAAUUUAGGACGGAUAAGCGGUUUGGAUCCAGCUUUUCCACUUUUUUCAUCUAAAUCGAUACUUCAUCGAUUGACCUACACUGAUGCUGAUUUUGUCGAUGUCAUUCAUACCAGCACUUCUCUUCUCGGUUUUGGAAUUGGAGACCCGAUUGGACAUCAGGAUUUUUAUCCAAACGGCGGUUCCGAGCAGCCAGAAUGUGUGGCCGAUAAAGAUUCAGAAAUUCUAAAAUACGACGAAACACGUGAAGGAGAAAAUUUAGACGGUUCUAUAAGAAUCGAUGUGAAUGUAUGCGAUCAUUCAGCAGCCUCUAUGUUCUAUAUGGAAUCCAUCAACCCAGCCGAAUGCAUUUUCCUGUCGGUCAUGUGUGACAGCUACAAAGAUUUCCAGGCAGGAAUUUGCUCGAACAGUUCGAACCUCUUGACAAAAAUGGGAUUACCCGCAAAACCCAUUCCGGGGCUGGGUCCGACAACAGAAUUCUACUUGAGAACCGGUGAAAAAGCGCCAUAUUGCCUGGAAGAUGGUUACGAGCCCGAGUAAAUACAACGCACAUGUCAGACUCACAGCUCACAAUGAAGAUUCUGACAUGCACCAACUGUGGUAUCUUUCACCUUCAUUCUAUAGUAAAUUUUCCAAAAUUAUCAAAAAUUGAUUUUAUUGUUGCUUAAUUUUGCACGAAUUUAUGACUUUUCCAUUGACAAAAGAUUCUGGCGUGAAAGAUAGAUACGAACUCGAAUAAAUUCUACGUAGAUGCCAAACUCGCAGCUCACAAUGAAGAUUGUAAGACUUUAUCGUCUGUGGUUUCAUUCUGCUGUAAAUUUCCCAAAGUUAUAAAAAAUUGAUUUUAUUGUUGCUUAAUUAUACACGAAUUUAUGACUAUUCCAUAUACAAAAGAAAUCUCUUUUUAUUCUACUCUGUAAUAUUCUAUUCUACUA